UUCUGAGAGAAUCUCGUCUCACCCUCAAUAUUUGCAGAAACACACACAAUGCUGCAAGCCUAAAGAAGACGAAAAGGAAGGAUAAAACUGCCUGAAAAGCUACUCUAUAGUGAAGCAUGAAUUCCAAACUUGGGCUGAUUUGUGCUUGGCUUUUCCACGCAGAGCUCUGGAGGUUUACAUGCACGCAAAAUAAUAUUAACUGGGAAAUUCAACGCUAUGAUGGCUGGUAUAACAAUUUGGUUCACCAUAGCAGAGGCUCUGCAGGUUGUAGACUCCUGCGGCUUAUGCCUCCAGCAUAUUCUGAUGGGGUGUAUCAAGCAAUGAAGGAACCACAUCUUCCCAACCCAAGAAAAAUAAGCAAUGUUGCUAUGAAAGGGCCUUCGGGUCAACCAUCUCAACGAAACCGAACUGUUUUAGGAGUCUUUUUUGGAUAUCAUGUAAUGUCUGAAAUAUAUGGCAUUGAAAAGCUGGGAUGUCCAAUUGAGUAUUUAAAUAUUAAAAUACCAGCUGGAGAUGAAACUUUUGAUCCAGACAACACUGGAAAAGUUGUUAUCCCAUUCCGACGAAGUGAAUGGUGUAAACAAAGUGGGAACAGCCCCAAUAAUCCACGCUACCAAGUCAAUUCUGUAACAGCUUGGAUUGAUGGCAGUUCUAUAUAUGGUCCCUCUCAUUCUUGGAGUGAUGCUUUAAGAAGCUUCUCUGGGGGAAAAUUGGCAUCAGGCCCAGACCCAAUGUUUCCUAAAGAAGCCAGUGAUAGGAUGCUUAUGUGGAAACCUGUCUACCCUUUCAAAAGGGGAAAAGAAAACAUUGGGAUUUAUGGAUUUGGUUAUAACAGAGCCAAUGAAAACCCAUUCAUUCAAGCUGAAAGCAUUGUUUGGUUCAGAUACCAUAACUAUCUUGCUGAUGAAUUUGCUAAAAAGCACACACAGUGGUCAGAUGAAGACUUGUUUCAUCAUGCUAGAAAAUGGGUGAUUGCUACCUACCAGAAUAUUGUUUUGUAUGAAUGGUUACCCGUGUUUCUUCAAAAGCAAGUUCCUCCUUACCAGGGUUAUAAUCAACAUGUUGACUCCAGUCUUACCAAUGAAUUCCAAGUUGUUUUCCAGUAUCUAUCCUCUUUAGUACCACCAGGUAUUUACGCCAGAGAUAAAACAUGUACUUUUCAGAAUAUCACUGACUCAUCCGGUGGCAUUUGGCCAGUCUACCGUUUCUGUGACAACUACUGGAGAAGAGAGAAUCCAAAUAUAAAAACAGCAGAAGAUGUUGAUGCCAUGAUUCUUGGAAUGGCUUCCCAGAUUGCUGAAAAUGAAGAUAAUGUGGUGAUCGAAGAUUUACGAGAUUACUGGUAUGGAACUCUGAAAUAUUCUCGGACAGAUUACAUGUCCAACAGCAUUCAGAGAGGCAGAGACUUUGGGCUUUGUUGUUAUAACCGUGCAAGGGAAUAUUUUGGACUUGCACCAAUUACCGGCUGGCAGGACAUCAAUCCAAAACUUUAUCAGAUAAACAAACAGCUGUUUGAUGAUUUAGCUCUAUUAUAUGGCAAUAAAACCAGCAAACUAGAACUUCUUCCGGGGGCCAUUUUGGAGUGUUAUGGAGAUCCAGGAGAGCUUAUCACAGCCAUUACAAUGAACCAGUUCCAACGUUUGCGAGAUGGGGACCGAUUUUGGUUUGAAAACAAAAGAAAUGGAUUAUUUACUACAAAUGAAAUAGAAAAUAUUAAGAAUACUUCAUUCCAUGAUGUCAUUGUGGCAGUGACCUCUGCACAAUCUGGAGAUAUCCAGCAGAAGGUAUUCACUUGGGUUGAUGGUGAUCCAUGUCCUCAGCCAGAGCAAACAGGAUCUACAAUGCUUUCACCUUGUGUUCCACCCACUGCCAUUGAUUACUUUGAAGGAUGUGUGAUUGGAUACAGCAGUCUUAUUGUCAUUAUUUGUGCUUUUCCUUUAGUAAGCUUUUUUAUUGCCUGGGUUGUUGCUCAAUCUCGCAAAAGAAACUACAAAAAAAUUAAAAAUAAGCAAGACGUAUCCAGUAUGAAAAAGGUUUUAGCUGCUGAAGGAAUUGCAGCUCAAGAAUGGCAAGGCCCAGAUGAACAACUUUGUCCUGUUUUUUUACAACUGCAUUCACAAAAAGUUAUCAAAAUUUUGGAUAGUAGAAGCACAGUGGUGCGGCUCAUCAAUAUGCAAAACCAUGAGCAGUUAACUGUCAUUCAGUCCAAUAACCGUGGAUGCCGUACUCUGCUUGUUAAAGUGCCUAAUGAAUAUGACACUGUGCUUUACUUUUAUAAUGAGGAGGAAUGCACAAAUUUUAUCAAUCAAUUGCAAGAAAAUGGGUUUUCUAUAAAUGAGAGCAGAAUGGAUGAGGAAAGUCUACUAAAUGAAGCUGUGACAAAACUACAGAGAAGUCAGAUACUGGAAACAUUUUUCAGGCAUUCUUUUGCUCAAGUUCUUCACAUUGAUCAUUCAGGCAUUGAAACUUUCAGUGCAGGAAGCUCCUUGAAAGUGAGAGAGGCUCUAAAGUGUGAACUGAGCAGAACAGAGUUUGCAGAUUCCCUGGGACUAAAGCCUCAUUCCUUGUUUGUAGAGUCAAUGUUCUCUCUAGCAGAUGAAGAUGGGAAUGGAUAUCUUUCAUUCAGAGAGUUUUUAAAUAUAUUAUUAAUUUUAAUGAAAGGCUCUCCUGAGGAGAAAUCAAAACUUAUGUUCACCAUGUAUGAUAUUGACGGGAAUGGAUGUCUUUCAAAAGAGGAAUUCUUUACAAUGCUAAAAUCUUUCAUUGAAAUCUCUAACAACUGCCUCACUAAAGAUCAAGCAGAAGAAGUGAUAGAGGUUAUGUUUAAGCAGGCAGGAUUUGAAAAUAAGAAUGAGCUUACAUGGGAAGAUUUCCAUUUUCUACUGAGAGAUCAUGACAAAGAACUUCGCUUUACAAAGCUUCAGUUCAAAGGUAUGGAUGGUUCAGAGGUCUACGAUGAAAUGUGCAGGAGAGUUUCCUGUAUUGAAUCAAUGGGUGAAAAAGUUUCAUCGAAUGUUUUAGAUGAACAACGUUUAUACACAGAGGCCAAAGCGGAAAAGUACCAAAGAAGCAAAGUGCAUCAGAAAAUACAGGAGUUCAAGCGUUUUAUUGAGAAUUACCGGCGCCAUAUCGUCUGUGUGGUUAUAUUCUAUGGAAUUUCUGCAGGGUUGUUUCUAGAGAGAGCGUACUAUUACGCUUUUGAGUCGCAUCAUUCGGGCAUUGGUGAAGUAACAUUACCAGGCAUCAUUGUAUCCAGGGGAACUGCUGCAAGUAUCUCAUUUAUGUUUUCAUACAUACUGCUCACUAUGUGUCGAAAUCUCAUCACUUUUCUGAGGGAGACCUUCUUAAAUCAGUAUAUUCCUUUUGAUGCUGCAGUGGAUUUUCACAGACUUAUUGCAAAAACAGCCGUUAUAUUGACAGUUCUCCACAGUGCUGGCCAUGCAGUCAACAUUUAUAUGUUUUCCAUCACUCCUCUUAGUACCCUAUCCUGCAUAUUUCCAAAAGUUUUUAUAGAUGAUGGGUCUGAAAUUCCAUAUAAAUAUUACUGGUGGUUUUUCCAGACAAUACCAGGAUUUACUGGGGUAUUGCUGUUGGCUAUUCUAGCACUGAUGUAUGUGUUUGCUUCCCGACAUUUCCGACGCAUCAGUUUUCGAGGAUUUUGGUUGACUCAUCAUUUGUAUACAUUAAUGUAUAUUUUGAUCAUCCUCCAUAGCAGCUUUGGACUUCUUCAACUACCCAGAUUCCACAUCUAUUUGUCAGUUCCUGGUUUUAUUUUCAUUGGAGACAACUUAAUCAGCUUGAGCAGAAAGAAGAGAAAAAUAAAUGUGAUAAAAGCAGAACUGCUUCCAUCAGAUGUCACUUACCUAAAAUUCGAGCGCCCUGAUGAUUUUGAAUACAAAUCAGGACAGUGGGUUCGGAUAGCUUGUUUGGCUCUGGGGACUAAUGAAUACCACCCAUUCACAUUAACCACCGCACCACAUGAAGACUCUCUAAGCUUGCACAUAAGAGCGGCAGGACCCUGGACCACCCGCUUGCGUGAACUAUACUCUCCUCAGAGCGUUUCUGAACUCAAUGGAUAUCCAAAGAUAUACUUAGAUGGACCCUUUGGUGAAGGACACCAAGAAUGGAACAAAUAUGAGGUUUCAGUAUUAGUUGGUGGGGGUAUUGGGGUGACACCCUUUGCCUCUAUUCUUAAAGAUUUGGUAUUCAAAUCAUCAGUGAAAUCAAAGAUAACAUGUAAAAGGGUUUACUUUAUCUGGGUUACACGUACACAGCGGCAGUUUGAGUGGCUUGCAGAAAUAAUCAAGGAAGUUGAGGAAAAUGAUGAACAUAAUUUAGUGUCAGUUCACAUCUACAUCACCCAGUUUGCUGAAAAAUUCGACCUACGUACAACCAUGUUGUACAUUUGUGAAAGACACUUCCAGAAAGUUCUGAACCGCAGCCUAUUCACAGGCUUACGAUCCAUCACUCAUUUUGGAAGGCCACAGUUUGAGCUGUUCUUUACCUCUCUGCAGGAAGUUCACCCAGAGGUUAAAAAAAUUGGAGUUUUCAGUUGCGGACCUCCGGGAAUGACAAAAAAUGUUGAAAAAGCUUGCCAGAUGUUGAACAAAAGAGACCAGACCCAAUUUACUCAUCAUUUUGAAAAUUUCUAA
Molecule: messenger RNA, 4652 nt
Organism: Hyla sarda
Lineage: Eukaryota; Metazoa; Chordata; Amphibia; Anura; Hylidae
Product: dual oxidase 1-like
Exons: 33
Coding region: 117-4652 (1511 amino acids)
Biological process (GO): defense response; superoxide anion generation; response to oxidative stress
Cellular component (GO): plasma membrane; NADPH oxidase complex
Molecular function (GO): calcium ion binding; superoxide-generating NAD(P)H oxidase activity; heme binding
Source: RefSeq, a predicted model, not a curated record